AUGGUACUGACCAAGAAGCUAAAAUACGACACCCCGCACCUUAGAAUGGGCGGGAUUGACAUUGGCAUGUCAAAGGAGAUUAAAAUACUGGGGCUCACUAUAGACGAGAAGCUGACUUUCAAUAGCCAUGUAGCAAAUGUCUGCAAAAAGGCGUUGAACAUAUACAAGCAGCUGUCCAGGGCCGCCCGAGUUAGCUGGGGACUACAUCCCGAGGUUAUACGGCUUAUUUACACAGCAGCGGUUGAGCCAGUUAUUAUGUAUGCGGCGAGUGCCUGGGCACCAGCCGCCAAGAAACUGGGUGUUCAAAAACAGCUCAACGCAGUGCAGAGGGGCUUUGCCCAGAAACUGACCCGUGCGUACCGGACCGUCUCACUCAAUGCGGCCUUGGCGUUGGCCGGAGUGCUACCUCUCGACCUCAGAAUACAAGAGGCAGCAGCGUUGUAUGAGGCAAAGAGGGGCGUACUCCGACCAGCGCUGGGGGAUGUUGAAGUGGAGCGAGUGGCUGUAUAUGCCGAUAGCCCUCAUCCUGCGAAACAUAUGCGCCUGGAGUUCAUAAGCCUGGAAGACCAACAGCUGGUGGACCUCCACAACACACAAGCAGUACGUAUCUACACCGACGGCAGCAAGAUUGACGGCAAGGUGGGAGCUGCAUUGUCUCUCUGGAGCAAUGGAGCCGAGAUCAAGUCCGUCAAACUAAAGCUGUCGCCGCACUGCACGGUCUACCAGGCGGAACUGCUGGCCAUAUGCGAAGCUACAAGGGUAGUGUUGAAGAGAAAGGAAACCAGUUUCGGUGUGUACAGUGACUCGCGGUCCGCCCUAGAGACGGUCACGAACAACAAUACGCGGCACCCCCUGGCACUAGAGGUACGCCAAAAUAUAAGGACCUGCAAACUCCAAGACAAGGAAAUCUCCUUGUUUUGGAUCAAAGCACACGCAGGAUUGGCAGGAAAUGAGCGAGCGGACCAUCUGGCAAAAGAAGCAGCGCUGAAAUUGAAGAAGAAGCCAGACUAUGACCAAUGUCCGGUCUCAUUCGCCAAGCGACAGAUCCGCUUGGAAUCGCUCGGCGAAUGGAACCGGCGAUACAUACCUACAAGGUGA
This is a messenger RNA of Plutella xylostella (diamondback moth), 1098 nucleotides long. RefSeq lists its product as uncharacterized. Gene Ontology annotation, biological process: DNA replication, removal of RNA primer. Gene Ontology annotation, molecular function: RNA-DNA hybrid ribonuclease activity; nucleic acid binding. NCBI's taxonomy places the organism in Eukaryota, Metazoa, Arthropoda, Insecta, Lepidoptera, Plutellidae. The record is from RefSeq and is a predicted model, not a curated record.